Messenger RNA from Echinostoma caproni, 567 nucleotides. NCBI's taxonomy places the organism in Eukaryota, Metazoa, Platyhelminthes, Trematoda, Plagiorchiida, Echinostomatidae. The record is from the annotation of a GenBank genome assembly.
AUGGAAGACUGGCAUCAACUGGGCGCAGCCAAGUUGUUUAAAGAGUUAACCCUGAAGGAUGCAGAGAAAGCCUUAACAGACGAUAUAAAUCGUUUGGUGGACACCAUCCCUCCGAAUGAUAUCGAGGAAAAGAACAACUUUCGGACACAGAUGGACGGCUUUCAACAGCUUUUCCAGCGAUACUUGCAUUCGACUUCCGAAGCAUUUGAUUGGAAGAAAAUGGAACCGGUACCACCAGAAUGCAUGAAAGCCUACUCCAAGUUGACCACACCAAGCGACAGAGAAACCAUUCAAAAGCAACUGAAUAAAUUGGUUGUGGUCAAACUGAACGGUGGUCUUGGAACUACGAUGGGUUGCACCGGUCCAAAAUCCCUCAUUUCGGUCCGAAAUGAUCUGACAUUUCUCGAUCUCAAUGUUCAACAGAUUGAGGUGUUGAAUAAUAACUACGGAGCCAAUAUACCACUGGUCCUAAUGAACUCGUUCAACACCAAUGCUGACACAGAAAAGGUAUUAAGAAAAUACCAACAAGUUAACGUGGAAAUCGUGACUUUCAUGCAAAGCAUGUGA